Varroa destructor (honeybee mite) is the source of this 2211-nucleotide messenger RNA. RefSeq lists its product as uncharacterized. Gene Ontology annotation, cellular component: nucleus. Gene Ontology annotation, molecular function: DNA-binding transcription factor activity, RNA polymerase II-specific; RNA polymerase II transcription regulatory region sequence-specific DNA binding. NCBI's taxonomy places the organism in Eukaryota, Metazoa, Arthropoda, Arachnida, Mesostigmata, Varroidae. Gene Ontology annotation, biological process: embryonic morphogenesis; regulation of transcription by RNA polymerase II. The record is from RefSeq and is a predicted model, not a curated record.
GUUAACUAGCGCCGCAGCCACAGGUGCCAGUUGAGGAGAUACGCUGUUCCCUCCGGUCCGGCAGCAGCGGGCCUAUGAAAAACAACCGAACCACGUUAUAGACCUUCGACUGGCCCAAUACAACUGGUGCCAGAUACAACUAAGCGCCGAAGUAUAGCGGAAGACAACUCGGCCUAAUACGAGAAGGAUCUGUGUUCUCCACAGGAACAAUAACAAAAAAAACUGUUUGGAUACUGCGGAACUGAGGUACCGGAAGGACGGAGAACAGACAAGUUACGCUUAGUAUUAACUUUACUUCUUCGUGGUUGCUACUAAUGUGAGAAAUUGUGCAACAGACGAUCGAGUUAAAAAGUAAUGUCACGUAACUUAUAAAAAACACAACUACACUUGUUGAUCCAGGUUAGCAAAUGUCCUGCGAUUACAGACAAAAUCGAACAGUGUGAGCAUGUACACUCUAUCUGGACCUGCAAAGUGCUGAAGCGCAUGGAGUAGUGAAUAUUAAACGAUGAUUUAAAGUGUACCAAGCCAUAGCCGAUGCAAAUGUUGGUUCCAUCGAUUUCGAUAUUGUGCCGUGAACUGGGUUUUAGUUUCAAGCUCGACGCGAAACAUUCGAGCGAAAUAAGUGCAAUUUAAAUUUAGAUGAAACUGCAGAACGUAGGUUGGAGUCAUAUGAUUAACGAGAGUCUGAAUUAAUCUGGCUAAAACUCUCACCCUCCAUUGCGAAACGCAACACAAAGUUACUGUGACCACAUCGAAUAGUUCCGUUUCGGCCAUAAUGGAUCUAAGUUGUUCGACAGUGAAUAAGGAGGACUCAAAAUCCCCUUCACCUAGAAGUCCACCCCCAAAAGAAAUCUCCGAACGUGAAACAUCGUCCGAGGAACGACCAUCUGGAAAGCUAAAAAGCAUCUUCUCAGUGGAUUCUAUUUUGGCCCGUAAGUCCGAGUCAUCACCAAUUGAGUGCACGCUAAACAACCUCGACCCUCCAAGAUCCAGUUCUCCACUGUCUGCCCGCUCAGGCCAUUCUCACCCUCCCUCUUCGCCCGAGAUUCAUGUCGACGAUGACGGUGAUGAUCUCAGCAGUACACCGAGCCCUGCACCGACACCUCCAACCUCUAAUCCCUUCCUAGCUACUCAUGUUUACCCAUUACUGCCAGGCGUGUCGGGUCUGCAUAACGUACAAGCCCUGGCCGGCCUCCCUUCGACAAUGUGCGCAGGGGUUAGUGGCAUGCCGAACGUGACGUCUGUCGGCGCUACCGCACUACUUCCAACGGCAACACAGAGUCUCAGCGCGGGCUGGAUUACCUCGCCAUUCGCCAGUCAACUGCUGACAGGUAGCGCUGUGCUCAAUCAGUUGCGAUUGCAGGCAUUUAGCCAAGGCGGUCCAACAGGACCUGUUCGUUGUCAACUUCGUCGGCACAAAUCCAACCGAAAACCUCGUACUCCAUUUACAACGCAACAACUUUUAACGCUGGAGAGGAAGUUUCGCGCCAAGCAAUACCUGUCUAUCGCGGAACGAGCAGAGUUUGCUAAUGAACUUAAAUUGACAGAAACCCAGGUAAAGAUCUGGUUCCAAAAUCGACGUGCCAAAGAAAAACGCCUCAAAGAGGCCGAGGACGAAAAGAGACGGAUGUCCCUCAGGCAGCAAGCACCCCAAGGAGCGCAACAUUUAGCUGAACAGUUACUACCAUUGACGUUGCAACUUCAAGGUUCUACAACACCGCAUUCGAACACAGCCAGUCCUAAUUUGCCGAACAAUUUCGCCCAGUGGAGCACCUCUUCCCUCCUUCCAAAGGAGGAGAAACCUACUGUAUCAUAGAUAGAUGAUAAACACAAAUCAAGCAACUAGGGUAAAGUAGUUGGGAUUUGAUUUUAGCCUAUUUAUCUCGUAAAGUAAGCUUGUGCAUCUAAGAAACACCUGCAACCUCCACAAAAAGCACCAAACACCUGUACGUUGCACGGAUCACAAAAAACAUUGAAGCUGGGCUCAUUGUUAACCGGCAUAUUUUUUUUUUGUAAAUUAUCCUUAGACGUAAAUUGGUUUGCUCCGAACUUAUCUUUGCUUCUGUUGGGCAAAGCGCACACGAUUAAUAUUAACUUGUAUGCAAUAACAUCGAUUCAUGUGUACCCCAUAUAUUUGAUUUACGCAUGACGUUUUUGAAUUCGGAGGAUAGAUACCGUCCUGAGGUAUGCUAGGGAUAUAUGGUUAAUGGA